AUGUGGAACACAGAGGAAGGAAACCAUACUUUCAUCACAAAAUUCAUUCUCUUGGGAUUUGGGUAUCUACCUGAACUGAAGCUUUUCCUUUUCUGCAUGUUCCUCAUGAUUUAUAUCUUAACAUUGAUUGGGAAUUUUCUCAUCAUUUUGUUAGUUGUAGCUGAUCAGCACCUUCACACUCCCAUGUACUAUUUCUUGGGCAAUUUGUCUUUCCUGGAGAUUUGCUACAGCUCAAUCAUCCUUCCAAAAAUGUUGACCGAUUUGAUAAGUAGAGAGAGAACCAUUUCUGUUAGUGGCUGCAUAGCCCAAUUGUAUUUCUUUGGCUUUUGUUCAUCAACAGAAACGUAUCUCCUGGCAGCAAUGUCCUAUGACCGCUAUCUGGCAAUAUGUCGACCUUUACACUACACCACCAUCAUGCAUGGAAAGCUCUGUUUUCAACUCAUGGCUGGGGCAUGUAUGAAUUCUUUCAUGGGCAGUUGUACAAUAGCAUACCUGAUGGCCCAGUUAUCCUUCUGUGGCCCAAAUGUCAUAGAUCAUUACUUUUGUGACUUCACCCCAAUAGAAAAACUUUCCUGCAGUGAUACAAGCCUGAUUGAACUUGUCACCUUUGUCUUGACCUUUGAUUUCACCAUCACCCCAUUCCUACUGACUCUCACAUCCUAUGUUUACAUUAUCACCACCAUCUUAAAGAUCCCAUCUGCUAUUGGAAGGAAAAAAGCGUUUUUGACCUGCUCCUCUCAUCUCACCGUGGUUUGCAUUUUUUACGCUACAAUAAUAAUCGUCUACAUGUUGCCAGCCACCCCGACUCUGAGAGAUCUCAAUAAAGUAUUCUCCCUUUUCUACACCAUCCUAACUCCCUUGAUCAAUCCCCUCAUCUAUAGCUUGAGAAACAAAGAUGUUCACAAAGCCCUAAGAACUGUUUGCAGUAGAUGGCUAUUUUUUGUAAGGAGUCAUCUGAAUCCACCCCUUUCCUCUAUCUUUAAAACCCAAACAAAAGUUGUGAGGCGUAGCUGCUGA
Messenger RNA from Lacerta agilis (Sand lizard), 1017 nucleotides. RefSeq names its product olfactory receptor 6N1-like. Gene Ontology annotation, molecular function: olfactory receptor activity; G protein-coupled receptor activity. Bases 1 to 1017 code for a protein of 338 amino acids. Gene Ontology annotation, cellular component: membrane. Gene Ontology annotation, biological process: G protein-coupled receptor signaling pathway. The transcript has a single exon. The record is from RefSeq and is a predicted model, not a curated record. NCBI's taxonomy places the organism in Eukaryota, Metazoa, Chordata, Lepidosauria, Squamata, Lacertidae.